Messenger RNA from Protopterus annectens (West African lungfish), 2010 nucleotides. It is a transcript of the gene METTL3, whose product is annotated as methyltransferase 3, N6-adenosine-methyltransferase complex catalytic subunit. Gene Ontology annotation, molecular function: mRNA m(6)A methyltransferase activity; mRNA (2'-O-methyladenosine-N6-)-methyltransferase activity. The record is from RefSeq and is a predicted model, not a curated record. Gene Ontology annotation, cellular component: RNA N6-methyladenosine methyltransferase complex; nucleus. Lineage: Eukaryota; Metazoa; Chordata; Ceratodontiformes; Protopteridae. The transcript is spliced from 11 exons. Bases 139 to 1815 code for a protein of 558 amino acids.
GAAAUGAAGUUUGUGUGCCUUUGAAAUUAAAUCCCCCAUAUCGGUGUGGAAUCAUUUAGUUCUGUGAGUUUUUCCGUUUCAUUAUUUAUUGUUUUCACAUCGUUCGCUCGUAUUGAGAUUUGGUGGUACUAGCAGGAAAUGUCUGAUACAUGGAGGUCCAUCCAGGCCCACAAGAAGCAGCUGGACUCUUUGCGGGAGCGGCUGCAGCGACGAAGGAAGGAUACAUCGCAGCUGGGAUUAGACCUGACGAACCCAGAAGCCAGUCUGUCUCCUCGUAGUGACAGCCCAGUACCCGUUGUUUCUGUGCCAGGCACAAAACCACCUGCUGGAGACCAGGAGAUAACAAUCGAUCCAGAUCUUGAGAGGAAACUUCUAGAACACUUGUCGGAUCUCACCCUCUCAUUUCCUACUGAUGCCGUUUCAGUCCAGAAUGCCAUAUCAACGCUUGAAAAUCCUGUCACUUUGGCCAGCAUUGAGAGCCUUUUGCAGAAGUUUGCGGCACAGGAACUGAUUGAAGUUAAGGGUGAGUCUGUUCACGAGGGUGCACCCACUGUCAUCAUGUAUGCAGAUCACAUUAAGCUUUCUGCUAUGUUGGUGGUGUUAAAGGGUGAAUUGGCUGCAUCUGGAACAAAGAGGAAGCUAGAACAAGAGCCUGCUUCUGCUGCAACUUCAUUAGCCAUUGGUGAGAAGAAGGUGGCUGAGCCUGUGAAGAAGUCACGGAAACAGGCGUCCAACCUUGACCUGGAAAUUGAGUCUCUCUUGAACCAGCAGUCUACAAAAGAGCAACAGAGCAAGAAGGUGAGUCAGGAAAUUCUGGAGCUUCUCCACACCAGUACAGCGAAGGAACAGUCCAUUGUGGAAAAGUUCCGCUCAAGGGGUCGAGCACAGGUACAGGAGUUCUGUGACCAUGGCACAAAGGAGGAAUGCAUGAAGGCUAAUGAAGAAGAGGGACCAUGCAGGAAACUUCACUUCAGGAGGAUAAUUAACAAGCAUACUGAUGAAUCCUUGGGUGACUGCUCAUUCCUUAACACCUGCUUUCACAUGGAUACCUGCAAGUAUGUCCACUAUGAGAUCGAUGGCUCCCCAGAUGAAGAGGCUUGUGACUUGGGUGGUAAGCCUGGUGUACAGUCCCCCCAAGGAAAGACAACUGGGAGUGAGUCCAGUGUGGGCAAACUCUUCCCACCUCAGUGGAUCUGCUGUGAUAUUCGCUAUAUGGAUUUCAGCAUCCUGGGAAAAUUUGCAGUGGUAAUGGCUGAUCCCCCAUGGGAUAUCCACAUGGAGCUACCUUAUGGCACACUUACAGAUGAUGAGCUAAUGAAGCUUAACAUUCCUGUACUACAGGACGAGGGCUUCCUUUUCCUCUGGGUGACCGGCAGGGCUAUGGAACUGGGUCGGGAAUGCCUCAAUCUGUGGGGUUAUGAAAGAGUUGACGAGAUUAUUUGGGUGAAGACAAAUCAGUUACAGAGGAUCAUUCGGACAGGAAGGACAGGGCACUGGCUGAACCAUGGCAAAGAACACUGCUUGGUUGGUGUGAAAGGAAAUCCUCAGGGAUUCAACAGAGGACUGGACUGUGAUGUCAUUGUGGCUGAGGUCCGCUCUACAAGUCACAAACCAGAUGAAAUUUACGGAAUGAUUGAGCGUCUGUCUCCUGGGACACGGAAGCUUGAGCUGUUCGGAAGACCACAUAAUGUUCAGCCAAACUGGAUCACACUUGGCAACCAGCUUGAUGGAAUUCAUCUGCUUGAUCCAGAUGUCGUGGCCAGCUUUAAGAAACGUUAUCCAGAUGGAGUAAUUUCCAAACCCAAAAAUAUGUAAAGUUACCUGUCGCAACAAGGUUUUGAGGUUGUGAUUUACUGUCUUUGCUUUAGAUCAUAAAUAUUAAUGUGUGAAGGAACCCUUCCAUGAAGAACAUUCCCAGUUGGGUUAAAGGACAAGUCACUUUUAAACAAUAUUUCAAAGGAGUUGAUGUUUGUGUAAAUAUGUCUUUUGAAUAAAGUUUCUGAAGUAUAA